Molecule: messenger RNA, 4008 nt
Organism: Eriocheir sinensis (Chinese mitten crab)
Lineage: Eukaryota; Metazoa; Arthropoda; Malacostraca; Decapoda; Varunidae
Product: putative N-acetylated-alpha-linked acidic dipeptidase
Exons: 16
Coding region: 173-2572 (799 amino acids)
Molecular function (GO): carboxypeptidase activity
Source: RefSeq, a predicted model, not a curated record
UCGCUGAUCCCUUCCCGCCUCCUCCUCCUCCUUCCGCCCUCCCCGCCCUCGCCGCUGCCUUCUCGACCGCACCCCGCCGGCACCUACCUACCUCCUGACGAAGUAAGGAUCGAACUUUGUCUUGAAUUUGAUGUUUCUUUUGAAGCGUUGGACUUAGACUCCCAAUGUUCGUAUGUUCUUAUGUUCAAGCUCCCACCACUACGACCACCACCACCAGCAGCCAAGGAGCAGGUGUAUAGCUAAGCACCAGGAGAGAGCAAGAAUGAUCGGGCGUGGCAAGGCCUUAGGGUGGUGGGCUGCCGCGGCGUCCCUCCUCCUCGCCUUGGCUUCCCUCAUCUUCCCCGCCAUUCACAUCCCCCCCACCGCUGCCGCCGACACCACCACCACCACCACCGCCACCCUGCCCAAGUGCAACAAAUCCUCGGACUCGCACAUGAUAAGGAGGAUGCGAGAGGCCAUAGAGAAGAUCAUCCCAGAGGCGGAUGAUGGUGACCUCUUCGGGACGGCCGGCGAGAAGCUGCUGAGGGAGAUGAAGGCGUCCAACAUACGCAGGAACCUUAAGUACCUCACGACGCAGGGCCACAUGGCGGGCACCAAACACGACCUGGACCAAGCCGAGCACCUGCGGAAGAAGUGGCUGGAGCAGGGCCUCGACCAGGUGUUCCUCCAGCCCUACAACGUACAGCUCUCGAAGCCAAGCCUCGACAAGCCCAACAAGGUGUACCUUCUGGACGAGGCCGGGCAGGUGAAGUUUACCUCGAGCGUCAUGGAGGAGGUGCUGAAGGACAAGCCCUACGACAGCACCAUCCCGCCCGCCUUCCUCGCCUUCUCCCCUUCCGGCACCGUCACCUCUAGCGAGGUUGUCUUCGCAAACUAUGGUGCCUACGAGGACUUCGAGGCGCUGCAGAGGGCCGGAGUGCAGGUCGCGGGCCGCCUCGUCAUCGCCAAGUUUGGGAACAUCUUCAGGGGCGACAAGGUGCUCAACGCGGAGAGAUUCAACGCCUCGGGGAUGAUCCUGUACACAGACCCCGCGGACUAUCACCCGGACUGGCACAAGGGCGGCGAGGCGUACCCCAACACCUUCUGGCUACCGGAGUCUGGGAUUCAGCGAGGCUCCCUGUUGUGGCGGGACGGGGACCCCACCACGCCCUACUACCCUUCUAUUGACGGAUCGCACCACAUUGACGAAGGCCACGAGGUGCUGCCGAGGAUCCCCGCGCACACCAUCAGCUACAACGACGCCCGCAAGAUCCUGAUUCACUUGGGCGGGGCGGAGGUGCCAGAGGCGUGGCGCGGCGGCCUGGGCAUCACCUACAGGCUGGGGCCCAACAUGACGCGGCCUGGCUGGAAGGUGCGGCUCGAGGUGAAUAACGAGAAGCAGGUGUCGCCAAUCUUCAACGUGAUGGGCGUGGUGCGGGGCCGCGAGGAGCCCGACCGCUACGUCAUCUUCGGCAACCACAGAGACUCGUGGACCUACGGCUCCUGCGAUCCAUCCUCGGGCACGGCGGUCAUGAUGGAGGUGGUGCGGGCCUACGGGAAGCUGCUGGCCGGAGGUUGGCGUCCGCGUCGGUCCGUCAUCUUCGGCUCGUGGGGCGCGGGAGAGUUCGGGUUCUUCGGCGCCACAGAGAUGGUCGAGGAGUACUUGAAGUCGCUGGAGCACCGCGCCGUCGCCUACCUCAACGUGGACAUCGCCGUCAUCCAGACCUACAACCUGGUGGUGUCGGCAACGCCCCUGCUGCAUAAAGCCAUCACGGAAGCCGCCAAGAGGGCCCCCGCACCGGAUCCCUCCCUGGGGUACAAGACACUCUGGGAUCACUGGACGCAGAGGGGGCGCCCCGCCGCACCCGACGCCAUCGACUACAACCUUGGCUCCACCAGCGAGCACGCGCCCUUCUACCAGCGCGUGGGGGUCCCGACCUCCUAUAUGCUGUGGGAGAUCAACUUGGAGGAGUACAACUGGUCGGACUACCCUCUCUACCACAGCACUUUUGACGACUUCGAGUCCAUGGUAGCGCUGGACCCUGACUUCCUGUACCACCUGUCCCUGGGUCACCUGUGGGGCCUGACAGGUGUGGCCCUCGCAGACGCUCAGGUGCUGCCCAUGGACCCCAACGACGAGGCGGUGAUGCUGAGGCGGAUGGCGGAGGGGCUGAGAAAGGACUUCGGGGCGGACCUCGGCAAGCAACACCUCACGCUGGCUUACCUGGAGUCCCUGAUUGACCGGUUCGAGCAGGCAGCUGAGACCUUCAACACCUUUGUCAACAACGCCACGGAGAUCACCCCUCUCUUGGCCCGCCAGCUGAACGAUCAACUCAUGGCUGUCGAGCGGAGUUACAUCUUCACCGAGGGUAGUUUCCAGCGGCCCUACAUGAAGAAUAUGAUGUUCGGCACGAGUCUCUACAACCAGUACGAGGGGUGGCUGGCCCCGGGGGUACGCGACGCCCUGCUGGAGGCCCGCCACUGCUCGGGCCCGUGUCAGCAGGAGUGGGAGCUGGUGAGGCAACAGCUGUCCAUCCUGCAACACGUCGUCAACUCCGCCGUCAUCAACUUAAAGAACUUCAUGUACCUGUAACACUGACACGCCGGCGCUGAGCUGCUGGGAGACUCGACUCUUUAUGUAUCUUAUUUAUUUGCCGAAGGAAAGUCCGAGUGUUUGAGGUCACCCGGGGUCACGAAGGUCAAGGCCGAAAUAGCUUAUAGAGUUUCGUGUGACUACCCGUGGCAACAAACCCGCUAUACAGAGAUCCUUGAGGACUUCUGUAAUCUUAUUUAUUUGAGUGCUUGAGGUCACCCGGGGUCACGAAGGUCAUGGCCGAAAUAGCUUAUAAAGUUUCCUGUGACUACCUAUGGCAGCAAACCCGGUGCCCGAAGAUGCUUGAGGACUUAUUCCCUCUUAUUGUCUAGGAAAUGUCCACAAGCCCUUGAGGAGACCUAAAUCGUGCCGUGUUCUUAUAUCGCAAGACAAAUCCGUCACCAUAAGUUGCUCGACACAUCUCCUUACAGUGACACGACAAACCAAAGGGGUAAGGCAAUGUAGAAACGGUAUGAGAAAGCGGGAUACAAAGGGUGAAGGGAAAAGGAGGUGGAUAGGAGGAUACAGAGAAUGGUUGAAAUGGAUAAGACUAGAGGAAAACGGUACGCGAGAGGAGGAUAUGAAUGGCGAAGAGAAAAGAUGGAUAGAAGAACAGAGAAUGGAUAAUAGGAAUCACUCUAAAGGGAGGGAAAGGAUAUGAGAGGUGAAGAGAAAAGGAGAUGAUGAUGAGAACAGAGAAUGGAUAAAAGGAAUCACUCUAAAGGGAGGGAAAGGAUAUGAGAGGUGAAGAGAAAAGGAGAUGAUGAUGAGAACAGAGAAUGGAUAAAAGGAAUCACACUAGAGGGAGGGAAAGGAUAUGAGAGAUGAAGAGAAAGGAAAACUGGUGGAAUGGCACAGAGAGAAAGGAUGAAAGAGAUAAAGACUAGACGGAAAAGAUAAAGGCCAAAGAAAGGAGGAUAUGAAGACUAAAGGGAUAGGAAGAUAGGGGAAGGGAAUUACAGAGAAGUGCGGUGUGAGUGUGAGAACUGAAGUAGACAAGGUAGAAUGAAUGAUUACAAUGAGAGAAAAAGAAAAACAUCAAUAUAGAGUGUGUAUGGAAUAGAAGAGGUGUGUUGUGUGUGAGAGAACAGAAGUAGACAAGAUGAAGGGAAAGAAGGAUUACAAUGAGAGACAAACAGAAGACCAAAGAGACAGAGACAAAAAGAGACUGAAAUAGGAAUAACUUAACCUUUCCCUUCCACCUGUGAUAGUUAAUUAGUUACCAGGUAGGAAAAGGACACUAAUUAUUCACCUGAUAUUUUUUUUUACCUGGUUGAUUGCGAAAACUGUGACCUGUGUAUAUGUCUGUCUGUCUGUAUGUACGUAUGUAUGUAUGUAUGUAUGUAUGUAUGUAUGUAUGUAUGUAUGUAUGUGCGUGCGUGUAUAAAAUGAAUGCUUGAAAGGUUACAUGAGCAAUAAAGGAAUUAAUUACUGAU